Molecule: messenger RNA, 1433 nt
Organism: Racocetra persica
Lineage: Eukaryota; Fungi; Glomeromycota; Glomeromycetes; Diversisporales; Gigasporaceae
Source: the annotation of a GenBank genome assembly
GAGCAACUACUCCAAUCAAUCGACCUGAUCAAGGAACGCAGCCAAUUCCUCGUGGGCAACCUAUGGGCCCUCCUCCUCCUCCUGUGGGUUACCGUCCAACUUACGGUGUUCCUACUACGCUGUCAAUGUUACCGCGUGGCACUAACUUGCAAAACGGGGGUCCUAUAGGUCGAAGGUCAACGUUACCAACAGGCACAACAGCACAAUCCGAAGAAAAAAGUACAAACUUUACAGAAAAUGACGUUCUUAUUUCGUCUGGAGUAGAUAUAAAAGCAGAGGAAAUCAAUAUUCGUAGAGAACACGAGUUAUUGACAGCGCGUCAAUCUUCCACGUUAGUUCAAUAUCCAGACCGUUCACGCUCCCAAAAUUUUUUAAAUCAGAGAAGUCUUGCCGCAAAAGUUCAAUCUAUAGCAUUACAGCACAAAAUAGUAAACGUACCGCCUGACGCAUUAGCUUACUUGGCACUCGCCACACAAGAAAGAAUCCGAGAAUUAAUCGAAACAAUGAUAGUAGCGAAAAACCACAGAAUACAUUCGGAACAUAUAAAUCUUCCCCUUGACUCCGAAAACAGUUUGCCCAUGUAUAAAGAAGUUGUCAGUCUAGAUGUUAGAUCACAAUUAGCUGCCAUGGAAAAAGUAGAAAGGGAACAAGAGCGUAAAAGGCAGGAAAGCCUUGCUGGUUCAUCGCAAGAUAAUAUAGGUGAUGACCAAACAGAUGAUGUAAAAGAUUCAACUGAUGCUCCGACUCAUCAACCAAAACGUGUUAAACGUCAAAAAAAAGAAUCCUCAUCUGCUUCGUCAUUGAAGCUUACUAAUGAGGCUAUUGCCACAAGCACUAAUCAAACAGCUUUGGUAGCUGCCGGUGGUCUAACGAAAAGUUGGAUGUUACAAGGUGCUAUUGAUAAAACUUCUCAGUCUUCAGCUAUAUCAACAAACAGCAACGGCACUUCAUCUGGAAUUAGGCCGUCACGUGGUCGCUCACGUUCAACUUCAAAUGGUCGACCCUUAGUAAAUAAAAGAGAUGCUCUAGGCACACGCGGCGACCAUAUAUAUGCUGCAGCACAUGAUGCUAGCGGGAGGGUUUCACGGGAUGCAGGUGAUGUCACUCCAGCAGUAACAGUGAAAGAUGCUCUUUUCGUACUUGAAAGGGAUCGUGGUGGUGGUGGUCAAGCCGGUGGAACGCGAGAGGUACUCAUGAAGUUAUUAUUGGUAUGGAGAGCGCUGAGUGAAUUAUCACCCUCUGAUAUUGAAAGCUGCAGCCCUCGUUGGAACAAGAACGAGUAUAGGUAUCUUAGACCCCCCACCAUUUCGCGAAGCCUGUUCCUGAUCACUUUAAUGAGGAGAGAUUUACCUGUUCCUGCAGCUCCCAUCACGAUCAUUCUUAGUGGUUCAACGCGAAUACCUCUAAGAAAAUUAUUGGGAUUUGGGUGGUGA